UCCUAAAAUUGCAGAACUACAUACAUUAGGCUCAGAAAUUAAUUUCCGGUGUAAAAGCUGCUGAAUCUUUGGUUUUGUGUCCGCUUUCUCCCCCAACUGCUGCAAUACUCGGAACGUAACUUCACUUUGCUUUGAACGCAUUGCGGUGGGUUUUAUUUGUUUGUCUGUUCUCUUGGGUUCUCCAUCAUGCUCCAUCAUUGUUUUCUGGUUGGUGCCCUGCUAUCAUUGGCUGUAUCCCUGCUGGUUGCCAUGGAGACCUGCCCAGGAACAGGGAUGCCUGGAUUACCAGGUAUUCCUGGGCUGCCUGGCAGAGACGGCCGUGAUGGAGAGAGGGGGCAGAAAGGAGAACCAGGAGAAAAAUGGUAUGGCAGUGUCGGCCCUCAGAAAGGACCAAAGGGGGAAAUGGGCCCAUUGGGGUUCCCUGGUAAACGUGGUCAGGGUGGGGAACCAGGAAAACCAGGGGCCCCAGGGACAGAUGGACCUCCAGGUGAAGAAGGAGAUCCGGAAAUAGAGGGGGCUGUUGGAGUUGAGGAAAAAGCAGCCUUCAGUGUGGCCAGAGGAACCAAUGAAUACCCAGAUAAAAGCAGCACCAUUCGGUUCACCACUGUCAUCACCAACAUCAACGAUGACUACAACACUGAGACAGGACACUUCAGGUGUCGGAUCCCAGGGACAUACUACUUUGUGUACCACGCAUCUGUAGAUGACCGAUUCUGUGUGCAACUGAAGUUGGACCAGACGUUACUGACAUCAUUCUGUGAUCAUCGCCGCAACCAGAGACAGGUGACUUCAGGUGGCCUGGCAGUCUACAUGUCGAAAGAUCAGGAGAUUUGGAUAGAGACUAAAGACUACAGAGGGAUGAGAGGAAGCCCGAAUGGUUACAGCAUCUUCUCCGGCUUCCUGCUGCGCCCUCACUGACCCACCAGACGGGAAACAUCUGUUACUAAUUAAUUUUAUAGCAACACUCCAAGGCUGAAACUAAGGACAACAUUAAAUCCCUUCCCUCACAAUGACCCUUUCACCUUUUUAAAAUGCACAUACUGUACUACUUGCUUUUCAUUUUUAUUUUCCAGUAACCCUUUAUAAUAGAACCUGCAAUUUACAGUGUAAUUUCUUUGUAUGAAUCAGAUCGACAAUAAAAAUGUUCCUACUGGUACUUAGCUGUAUGUACAAAGGAAGAAAACAUCUUGUGUGCUUGUGGUAUAGUAUUAUUUACUCACUUUUAAGAAAGGGGUUUGUCUCCACUACUGAUUGGUUUGGUAUCUACUGUAUCACCCUUAAAACAGGUUUAUCACUAAAUGGACAUGAUUUUCUGCUUUCUCAUUUCCAAUGAAUCUGUGGAAUUAUAUUUGAAUGCAUCACAUAUCAGAUCCAACUCCAUGUUAAUUUACCUUGUCUGUCUGUCAGUUCAACACAUAACAUGAGCCACAAAUAAAUAAAUAAUAAAAAUGA
Messenger RNA from Monopterus albus (swamp eel), 1452 nucleotides. RefSeq names its product complement component 1, q subcomponent, C chain (gene c1qc). The transcript has 7 exons. The record is from RefSeq and is a predicted model, not a curated record. Gene Ontology annotation, molecular function: protein binding. NCBI's taxonomy places the organism in Eukaryota, Metazoa, Chordata, Actinopteri, Synbranchiformes, Synbranchidae. The coding region runs from base 187 to 918 and encodes 243 amino acids.